Molecule: messenger RNA, 1254 nt
Organism: Saccostrea cuccullata (small rock oyster)
Lineage: Eukaryota; Metazoa; Mollusca; Bivalvia; Ostreida; Ostreidae
Product: dopamine beta-hydroxylase-like
Exons: 8
Coding region: 154-1215 (353 amino acids)
Molecular function (GO): copper ion binding; dopamine beta-monooxygenase activity
Source: RefSeq, a predicted model, not a curated record
CUUUUCCGGAAUUUAAAAGGCUCCAUUUGGUUGAUAAACAAGACAAUGGUUAGUCAUACCUUAUCUCUGGUGGUGUCAAUGUGUACACGUUUUUAUCGGAGUCAUUUGCACAUACCCCAAAGGAACAAAGUCAUAGAGGUGUGAGGGGAAGCUAUGGGCCGUUUUCUCAGUGUUGUAGUAUUCAUUCUUUUGAUUCCUGGAGAGUAUUGUGCCACUUGUCCAGCACUUCAACAUCCAGAUAUUCGGAUUUUGGACAUCAGGCUGAAACCCCAAUCUGUUCCUCCAAAAUUAACUACGUAUGCUUGUCAACAAUUCCAGGUACUUGAAAACGAGACCUUCCAAGCCGUGGCAUUUGAACCUCUUAUAGGAAACGAAGGUGUUGUUCAUCACAUGCUUCUCUUUGGAUGUGAACGUAGUAUAGGCACAUUUGCCAUUCAUCAAUGCGGGGGUGUAGAUGGUUCGUGCAGGGCUUGGCUUACACAGUACUCUUUGGGUGUACGAGGUCCUAUCUGCCUGCCAGAAGAUGUCGGGGCAACAUUUGGGAAAAACUCUUUUACUAAGAUGCUUUUACAAGUCCACUGGAAUAACAAAAAUGUUUCGAACAACAUAACAGAUGACAGUGGAUUUCGAAUUUAUUACACAACUCGCCUAAGGAAACAUGAUCUUGGGAAUAUCCAGAUCGGCCAGAACGAUAUUUCGAUACCACCAUUAUCAGAAACCAUCGUCAGGGGGAGCUGCAGUCGCCAGUGUACCCGAAUAUUUCCACAUCCGAUUUAUCUCACAAGAACAUACAUCCAUAUGCAUUAUCUAGGUAUAAAAGGAAGACUCGAGAUAUGCAGAAAUGGAAGCUUUCAUACUCUUAUUGCAAAAGAUGAAGAAUACACAUAUGAUAAAUCUCCGAUCCAUGAUCAUCACAUGCCUAUAGAAGUUUUGCCUAGUGAUGAAAUAAGGUUAACAUGCACUUUUAACACGCGUGAUGGACAGAGGAGAAGGGAAGAAACGGUUUAUUUUGGAGAAGGAUCAGAGAAAACCCAGGCUCACGACGUCUGUUGGUAUCAACAUGGCUGCGGGGCGGUGAGGAAUACGCAGCGACACCCACGACCCGGUAAUCGUGGAGGGCGAUACGCAUUGCAGCCUGCACUGCACACCUGUCGACACCAACCACGCUAUGAACAGGGGCAUUACCGGCGCAAUCUUAUGUUGAGAGUCCACUAAUUGUGAUAAAACGGUACUUCCUAUUUGUAGCAUGGAAAG